Rhineura floridana is the source of this 3330-nucleotide messenger RNA. It is a transcript of the gene ST6GALNAC2, whose product is annotated as ST6 N-acetylgalactosaminide alpha-2,6-sialyltransferase 2. The transcript has 10 exons. Lineage: Eukaryota; Metazoa; Chordata; Lepidosauria; Squamata; Rhineuridae. Gene Ontology annotation, molecular function: sialyltransferase activity. The record is from RefSeq and is a predicted model, not a curated record. Bases 403 to 1641 code for a protein of 412 amino acids.
UUAUCCUCCGAAGGUACAUUGGCAACAAUCAACAGAUGGAAGGGCAGAGGGAGAGGGAGGAGGAGGAGGCGGGAGAGAAGGAGGUCUUUAUUACGGCACCGCACAAUACCCGCGCCCUGGGGGACUUUGGGCUCCAGAGUGCAAAGACAGGCAGCGAGAGCUGGGCCAAAGCACAAGGGAGAGAGCGAGAGCCGUUCAGGAACUUUGCCAAAGAGCUGCAAGAGCCCUCCAAACGACAGCAGCGUAGAGUUCUUCACAGUUUUUUAAGGAGGGGGGGAGGCUUGUUUGAGAGUGCAGAAUGUUCUGAUUUCAUUUGGCAGCGCCUAGGUUAGACAGCAUUGAGAGGCUAGUCUCUCUCGGGCAGGUGGCUUCUUCCUACCCACGUGCUCCAAACUUUACUCGAUGGGGUCUUCCCGGUGGAAGAGGCUCUGCCUUUUGGUCCUGUUAGGGUUAACAUUCUCUGUCGUCUUCUAUGGGCACUACUACACCACGACGAAUUCUCCCACCAGUCCCAGGAGUGCAUCCAGACUGCUGCAACAGGAGACAUUAGGGCUAGUGCAAGAAGAAAUUCCCCGAGAUGUCAGCAACCAUGGUCUGAUCAAAGAAAGCAUCAUAAAGAGGGGAAUCCCAGCCAAAGAUUCAAUUGAGAGAGAAACUCUUAAUCAUCCCAAGGAGAAGGAUUUACUCACUCCCAGCCUAUCUCAGUCCAGUUUAUGCCCCCGGUCAUUAAAGUCCAAGAUAAAGAUGGACCCAACAUUUGGGAAGCAAUUUGAUUUUGAGAUUCCAGUCCUGAUGGGGGAGCAGCACUUCACCCCGGAGACUUGGGACAGGCUGAAAGAACGCAACGUCCCCUAUGGCUGGCGUGGCUUGUCAUAUGCAGCCAUCGCGUCCACAGUGCAACUCCUCAAUGACUCUGCCAAUAAUAGGCUCUUCAGCAAGACCAGGCUGCCCAAUGGAUGCAUCCGCUGUGCUGUGGUUGGGAAUGGUGGAAUUCUGAAUGGAUCUCGUCAAGGCAAGGAGAUAGAUGCUCAUGACUUUGUCUUCAGACUCAAUGGGGCAGUGACCAAAGGCUUUGAGAGAGAUGUUGGGACUAAGACCUCCUUCUAUGGUUUCACAGUAAACACUAUGAAAAAUUCCCUCACUGCAUAUGCAGAAUAUGGCUUCACACAGGUACCACAGGGCAAGAACAUAUGCUAUAUUUUCAUUCCCUCGGAUAUACGAGAUUACAUCAUGCUCAGAUCGGCCAUGCUGGGCAUCCCGGUCCCAGAGGGCUAUGACAAGGGUGAUGACCCACAGCAAUAUUUUGGAUCUGAGGCAUCUGCAGGAAAGUUCAAGUUGCUUCACCCUGAAUUUAUGUAUUACCUAACACAGAGGUUCUUAAGAUCAGAAAUAAUGAACAGUCAGUUUGGACAUCUUUACAUGCCCAGCACUGGAGCCCUUAUGCUUCUAACAGCUCUACAUACUUGUGAUCAGGUCAGCGCUUAUGGAUUCAUUACAGAGAACUACAGGAUAUUUUCAGAUCAUUACUAUGAGCUCGAGAAGAAGCCCUUGGUGUUCUAUGCCAACCAUGAUAUGCUGUUGGAAGCCGAGCUGUGGAAGAGCCUGCACCGCAUUGGCAUCAUGAAGCUGUAUCAGCGAUGAAGGUAGCUGAGUGCAUGGCCACGAAAAGGGAGCGAGCGGCUCCCCUUGAUUCCCUGUGUGUGGAUCCAACGGAGUCCUUCUUUUGCCUUUUAUUUAGGUCAGCCCUGAAACUGAAAAGUGGCAGGUUCCAAACAUUCCAAAGGAAGUACUGCAGCAGGCAGUUAACUUGUGGAAAUCAUGCCCAUGGGAUUUGGCAAAAAGCAAUUGCAUUAUACAAAUCCAUGCUAGAAGAAAGGCCCAGCUGUUGUCCAGUGCAGUCAGGAGCUACAACAGCACAGUGACGAUAUUGCUGAAUUGCUGAUUUCAAGAAGCUAGGACUGGGUGGCAGCCAUCUAUCACUACACUACUUCUCCUAUCCUGUCAGUGAUGCUGUCGGUCAGGCAUUCUGUUGUGGCUUUACUUGGAGGCAAGAAGGCUUGGUCUUCUUGGAGCACUGGCUUCAUCUAAUAUGGCUAUUUUUGGAGUCACUCCGCUGUUCUCUUCCUUGUAGGAGAUCCCCAACAAAAUUCAUUGUAAAAUGGGGCAAAGAGGCUGGAGCACAUUGGAUUUGACACAGCUGGCCAGGGCCACACCUGCAGUGGCAGUCAGAAAACUUUGCUCGCGGGUGGCAGUAACAGAGUGAAUAAUCUGCUGCACAAUGAAGCCCACGGCACUUGGAACAGCUCUCCUAUUCUGAAUAACUGCAUGGCAGGCAUCCAGCUAAUAUGGCGUUACUGGCCCAUAUCAAUGAUACUGUGAAAUAGGAACCAACAAGGCGAUCGUUUAGAAAGCAAGAGUUAUUCUUGGCAAGAUCUUCCAACUUUCACAAAGGGUGUAGCGAUCUCAUUGCAGUGUUCAAACUGCUGGCUUCAUAUGAGCGCUGGGCUCAUACUCGUCUCUCUCUCUCUAGUAUCUUGUUUUAUGAGAAUCUCUUUGUCCUCAACAGCACUGCAUAAUUCCCUUUUCCCUACAAGCCUGCUUCCAAAUUUCUUCCUUCACCCUUGCUGUUAUAUAGUUAUCUGGAUGGAUCAUGAGAAAAUGUCUCCUUUGCUGGUUGAGGGGAUGGGAUGAACAACCAGUGGUCAAUGUCUCCCAAUGUCACCAUCCAAUUGAACAGCCAGCCAGCCUUCCCAUUGCAGGAAGAGAUCCAUUGUGGUCCAACUGAAGCUCAUCUACCCACACUCCAGAGCUCCAUCUCUUGUCUCUCUUUCAAGUGGAGCUGACUUGCUUGGGUUGGAACCACCACUUCCUUGAUAAGCAGGGAAAUUACAGCAUCGAUACUGGAUACUCCUUCCACAGCUGCUAGAGUAGCUGCUGGGGUGCUGCUGCAAGGCUGUGGGUUGUAUCCAGUGCCAAUCCUACUCAGAGUAGACCAACUGAAAUUAAUAGACUACUCUAAGUAGGACUAGUGUUGGAUACAGCUCAAAGUGUCUACUCUCCAAUUUUAUUUUAAUUUUUAUACAAAAAAUCUGUGCCAAGAAAAGUUGAAUUCAGUACAUUUGCAAAUGUUGCUGUAAACUGGGUUUCUUUCAAGGGAAAACUCAGGGACUCAUAGCAAACACAAAGGCAACACUUCACACAAAAUAUCUAACAGACUAGUGAUUACUUAUUAAUAUAUCAGUGAAUUUAAAUGUAAAAUAAAUACAAAGAUAUGCACAUAUGAUAACAGAGGGAAAAUGUUCCUCUUAAUAAAGCCACUUUCCAUAGAAA